UAGGUGUGUGUGUGUGUAUGUAUGCAUCCUUGAACAGUCUGUGAUAAAUAGUGAGACGGCGAUGAAAGCUUUUCAAUACACUUUAUUGUCAGUCCUUCACUGUAUUGUGCUGAGUGUGUUUGUGUGUGAGGUUACGCUUGGCUGUGUUUGUGGUGCAGGGACUUUGUCCAGGACAGACUGUCUCCAGAGGAUGGAAACCAGGGCUGGGCAUAUGAUGUUAUUUCACUUACGAUGAUAGAAAUGUGUCCACCGGUAAAGAUUUGGUGACUACGGAAGAAAUGGCUAUGCUGUUAUCCAUUGGCAGGACCGGUUUAGGAUAUUUACUGUACAUGUGUGAGCGAUGUAGAAACGUGGAGUCAUGCGAAAAAAGAGAACGGGACAUGUCCCAAGCAAGUUAAGGCGAGGGAAAACUUGUUAUUAAUGGAUGUUUGGCACAGACGGAAAUAGAGUUGUUUACGGUCGCGGAGCGACGUCACAACUUGCCGCAUUAAUAGGAUGCAACAGUCGUACGGUCACAGUUGAUGUAAGUGCCACACUGCCACAGCACGUCCCCUCGUCUGCCGUCCCCAUGGAUCUGCGUGUGGACCAUCAGUUGGCCCUGGCGCCCACAGAGCCGUCCCACCAUGAGCAACAGCUCCAGCAGGAACUGCUGGCCCUCAAGCAGAAACAGCAGAUACAGCGGCAGCUGCUCAUCGCCGAGUUUCAGCGGCAACACGAGCAGCUCUCACGCCAGCACGAGGUUCAGCUGCAGGAGCAUGUCAAGCAUCAGCAGGACCUCCUGGCCCUGAAACAUCAGCAGGAGCUGUUGGAGCACCAGAGGAAGAUGGAGAGACAUCGUCAGGAGCAAGAGAUGGAGAAACAGCAACGGGAGCAAAAGCUUCAGUUACUGAAGAACAAAGAACGCGGCCAAGAGAGUGCAGUGGCGAGUACAGAGGUGAAGAUGAGGUUACAGGAGUUUGUCCUGAAUAAGAAGAAAGCUCUGGCACAGAGGAGCCUGAACCACUGCCGGCCCAGUGACCCGCGCUACUGGUAUGGGAAAACUCAACACAGCUCCCUAGACCAGAGCUCACCACCUCAAACAGGGAUAUCCACUUACAACCACCCGGUGCUGGGAAUGUACGACACCAAAGAUGACUUCCCGCUCCGCAAGACAGCUUCUGAGCCUAACCUGAAGCUUCGAUCCAGACUGAAACAGAAAGUGACAGAACGCAGAAGUAGCCCGCUGCUGCGAAGAAAGGACGGGCCUAUCACCACUGCUAAGAAACGCUCACUUGACCUGGCAGAAUCUGCAUGCAACAGUGCUCCUGGUUCUGGUCCAAGUUCACCCAACAACAGUUCAAACAACAUCACCAAUGAGAACGGCAUCACUGGAUCCAUCUCCAACAGUACAAUGGAGACAUCUUUGGCACACAGACUGGCGGGCAGAGAGGGUCCUGUUAGCCAGCUGUCUCUCUACACAUCACCAUCCCUUCCCAACAUCACUCUGGGCCUGCCAGCCACAGGCCCUUCCAGCGUGGCAUCCGGCCAGCCGGAUGGUGACAGGUUGGCAAUGCCAGGCUUGCAGCCAGGAAUGCCCAUAACCACUCCUUUCCUGCCAGGUGCCCACCUGCCUUCUUACCUGGCGGCAUCUACCUUAGAGCGAGACGGCAGCUCUGCACACAACACUUAUCUUCAGCAUAUGGUGCUUCUGGAGCAGAACUCCCUUGUCACGGGUCUAGGGGGCGUGGGCCUGCAGUCACAUCCCAUCCACAAGCUUCGACAGCAUCGGCCCCUGGGUCGCACGCAGUCGGCCCCUCUGCCCCAAAACGCCCAGGCCCUGCAGCAGCUGGUGGUUCAACAGCAACAUCAGCAGUUCCUCGAGAAACACAAGCAACAGUUCCAACAGCAGCAACUUCACAUCAGCAAGAUGAUGGCUAAGCCGAGCGAGCCGAGCCGACAGCACGAGAGUCACCCGGAGGAGACCGAGGAGGAACUGAGGGAACAUCAGGGUCUGUGCGACUCCACUGAGAGUCUUCCUCACGGGGUCACCAUCAAACAGGAACCUCCGGACGAACAGGGUGAAGAGUUCCAGCAGAGAGAUAGACAAGCUGAAGAAGAGAUGCUCUUUAGGCAGCAAGCUCUCCUUUUGGAGCAACAGAGGAUUCAUCAGUUGAGGAAUUAUCAGGCAUCUAUGGAGGCGGCCGGUCUGUCCGUGACGUUUCCAGGGCAUCGGCCUCUGUCCAGAGCACAAUCCUCUCCAGCCUCAGCAACCUUUCCCAUCGUGGUGCAGGAACCGCCCGUCAAACCACGCUUUACCACCGGUCUGGUGUACGACACGCUGAUGCAGAAGCACCAGUGCAUGUGUGGAAACAGUAACAUACACCCCGAACACGCCGGCCGCAUCCAGAGCAUCUGGUCACGCCUGCAGGAGACGGGACUGCGCGGUCAGUGUGAGUGUAUUCGAGGCAGAAAAGCCACUUUGGAGGAGUUGCAGACGGUGCACACCGAGGCUCAUGUGCUGCUGUACGGCACAAACCCGCUCAGACAGAAAUUGGACAGCUCGGUGACACCCAUGUUCGUGAGACUGCCGUGCGGUGGAAUCGGGGUUGAUAGUGACACUAUCUGGAAUGAAGUACACUCCUCCAGCGCUGCUCGUCUGGCCGUGGGCUCUGUGGUGGAUCUGGUCUUUAAGGUGGCAUCUGGAGAGCUGAGGAAUGGCUUUGCUGUGGUACGACCUCCAGGACACCACGCUGAGGAAAGCACUCCAAUGGGAUUUUGCUACUUCAACUCAGUCGCCAUUGCAGCUAAACUCCUCCAGCAGAGACUCAACGUCAGUAAGGUUCUCAUUGUAGACUGGGAUGUUCACCAUGGCAAUGGGACUCAGCAGGCUUUCUACAGCGACCCAAAUGUCCUGUAUGUGUCUCUGCAUCGCUACGAUGAUGGGAACUUCUUUCCCGGAAGUGGAGCCCCUGAUGAGGUGGGCACCGGUCCAGGUGUGGGGUUUAAUGUGAACAUGGCUUUCACUGGAGGUCUGGAGCCACCCAUGGGGGACGCCGAAUAUCUGGCAGCAUUCAGGACGGUGGUGAUGCCAAUAGCCAACGAGUUUGCUCCAGACGUGGUGCUGGUUUCUUCGGGCUUUGACGCUGUGGAGGGGCAUCCGCCACCGCUCGGAGGAUACACACUAACGGCCAAAUGUCUUGGCUACCUGACCAGGCAGCUGAUGGGACUGGCCGGCGGUCGGGUGGUACUCGCCUUGGAGGGGGGUCACGACCUCACCGCUAUUUGUGAUGCCUCUGAAGCAUGUGUUUCUGCUUUGCUUGGAAACGAGCUGGACCCUCUCCCAGAAGAAGUGCUACAGCAAAGGCCGAACUCCAACGCUGUUCAGUCCAUGGAGAAAGUUCUGGAAGUUCACGGUAAAUACUGGCGCUCACUGCAGCGGUCGGCCUCCACGCUGGGCUACUCGUUGCUGGAGGCGCAGCGUUGUGAAAGCGAUGAGGCGGAGACCGUGACCGCUAUGGCCUCCCUGUCCGUGGCCAACAAGCACAUGGGGAAGAGGACAGAGGAGGAGCCUAUGGAAGAGGAACCUCCAUUGUAGAAGGUCCGCUGAACUUCCUUGGCGACUCUCUUGGCUCGGAGCCUCUUCGGGGCAUCUGACCUCACUCUGCUCUCUCCAUCCGUUUCAUUUAUUGCUCCGGCUCCGCCGGGCACGACGUGUGCACUUUGAGCACCGGAACCGAAACGGUCUGAAGAACUCUCCAUAACAACCAGAGUGCAACAGUACAAAAACCAUCUCAGCUGGGUCUCUCUAUGUGCCAGUGUCCAGGACGCUGUUCCCAGUCUGUCCACAAGGGGCACUUUUGAGCAGAACAAAGACUCACGUUUCAUUGUUAGAUGUGAGAGCUGGUGCUUUCAACAAAAACUUUUCCUUUCCUUAAUUUUCCAGAGCCACUAAAUAGCCCACGUGACUGAUUUUGGCUGUGGGCCUCAUUAUGGCCGCAUCCUUUUGUCGUUUUAUUUUUUUAUGUUGUUUUUGUCGAUAAAAUAAUGACAUUCAUUCCAUUUGUCAUCCAAGUUACUGCUAGGCGCUUCUGACGAUAAUGACUAUUGACCCCGGAGGGCGGAGAAUGAGAUCUGAGAUAGAGAAAGAGCGAAGAAUUCUGGGAAACCCCCAAACACGGAGCCAUGAGAGUGACGAUGCGAGUUUGUGCCUUUUUCGAAAGAGUUUUCGUAAUGGAUCGAGAAGAACAUUGCCUUAAACUAGUUACAGGAGGGAAGACGUCCCACCACCCCGUUUUAUUGUUUAAGGGGUGGGGACGCUUGAGGGUCAAAGGCUGGCCUGAAGAUUCGAGAAACCCUCCGCAUGUUUACCAGGAACUCCCCGCAGACAUCUUCAAGUUUCACGCACGCUUUUUACCGUUUUACGUUGAUUCAUUUUUCUGUGCUUGUGUCGGACAUUACAUAACUUGAACUCGUGUCACUGACAAAUGAACUUCUAAGGUAGUUGCCGACUUCUCCAGUGCUUUAGAAGGCAAGCCAAUGUAGCGUCUUGUUUCAACUUCAAUGACCAAAUACGCACCUCAAGUUCCUCAAAGGGUUAACCAGCAUGCACCGUUUCUGAACAGCUUUCCAUCUGCCAAGUUUCACUUUAAAUCUUAUAUGUAGAUUAACAGCAGCAACUACAAAAAAAAAGAAAAACGUCAAAUAUUCGAGAGCAUGAGUUUACUGUUAACCCCAGCAGUUUUUCGCCACUAGCUGCAUUCACACAUGAUAGGGCUGUAAUGACGACGUGUCAUACAAAUUUGUGGUUUAAAAGAAAAUCACUUUCUAUUUUUCCUUAUCUCAACACAUUGUACUUUUAUAGCUACGAAUGUCUCGAUUUCUUUACAGUUAAUCAAGGGCACUAGCUUAUCACCAACGUUAUUCUACUCGGCAGAUGGUCGAUUUUAUCGACACCUUUGAACCAAGAGCAAAAGGGCUGGUUAACGAUUUUAAAUGUACCACUGAGCCUUUAGAUGUGCCACCUGGUGUGAUUUAGUGCUGGUGUAAAGCGUCACAUUGCCUGCCGUCCGCCCUGAGCUAAGGCAACGAUGCGAAGGGCUUUCACUAGGGGCAGGUGCUACAGAACAUGUGCUUGUCACAUGACACAAUCCAGGAAGUAGCGGGACCACCAGCUUCCACUCAGAAAACAUUCGUAAACGCCUCUGAGACAACUGUGAUACUCGGACAAUCUGCAUGGGACUUUGUAGUUUUGGAGCCGUGUCCUUUCAGUUAAAGGGCCGGCGUACCGAUGCUUCUCAACAGCACAUAGAAGUGUGUGUGUGUGUGUAUAUUUAUAUAUACGCAAUUAUGCAUGCUCACGGUAAAACAUUUGGCUUGACUUUGAUUGUACAUUUAAUUUUUUGGGAUUCUGGACUGAUUCAGAGGUAAUGAUUUGUUUGACAACCCUUCUGCUUGGGCUCACGCGACUACCUUUGGCAUUCUUUAACUGUGUAGGUUGAAUUAGGAAAGAUUUGACUCACUGUUGCCAUUGUUCUUUGACUUUAUUUUAUAUGCGCCUGUCACUCAUGACUACUCCACUUCUGGGUUUUGACCCAUUUCCUGUAUUCCUUGUUGUGUUUUGUCUUGUUUUUGUACUUUUGAAUUUUGUUUGUUGGCCUUUUUAUAGUUGACAAUGUGUUUAACAUGCUUAAAAUCCUUCAUUUCUCAUUUCUUGGAGAGUAACAGGCUUUCCGGACAUUCUUGGGGUCUGGUUUUUUAUUGUCAUUUUGUUUUAUUUUGUUUGGUUUUUUAUGCGGUGGGAGGGAGAUGGUUUUACUUUGUAUAUCGAUUCCAACAAUUGUGUAUUUACUACGUUCUGUUCAUAGUAGAUUUAUAUGACAAAGAUCUAUAGAUAUAUUAUAUAUGAUAAAGUUUGCAGACUCGAAUGAGAAAUUAGUAUUGCAAAGUAUCAGUAUAUGUGGUCUGGCUUUGCCCAUUACUGGUUUCACUAUAGGCACUGUUUAAAGCUGCCGUUGGUUUCAUUCAUUUACAGUCGCAUUAGUUUAGAGACUCGUCAUGACUUCACUCUUUAUUUUGACACGCUUGAUAAAUUCCUGUACAAAAAAGACCCCGAUAAAGACUCUUACGGCCUUUAAAUUUGACUAGUAAACGUUGAUUUUGUUAGAUACUGACAUCACAACUAGGGUAAAACUAAACUUUGUGUUAUUUUUGUGCUUUUUAGACUUUAAGUAGGUUUGAAUUAGAAGUAAGGUGGAUCUUACAAAACCAGCCGAGAAGAUGUAUGGGUCACAUUUCACCCUGCAAAUCAAAAAAUAAUGAUUUGAAACUUAAAUUAUAUUUUUUUAAAACAUGAAUAAAUAAAUUAAAAUAAAUAAAUAAAUAUUGUUGUAUUCCAGAAGCUGUAAUAAAAUACAAAAUUAUGGUUAAUAUUUAACUCAUUCCCCGCCAGCCUUUUUUUUUGAAAAGUUGCCCGCCAGCAUUUUUUGUGAUUUUCACAAAAGUUUCACAAAAUGCCUUCUAGGGAAAAAAUUCAAAAAAUAUAUAAACAUACAAAUAUAUCAAAUGAAAGAGCAGACCCUCUGCUUUCAAAUAAACAAACAACAAAACAGGAAAAAAUGUUAUCCUUUCUAUAGUUUUUCUCUGCUAAUAAACUUUUGAAUAUGGGUAUUUUUUAGCAAAAAGCUGAAAUAAUUGCAUUUUUGUGAAGGAAUUUUGUUAAAGAACCAGAUUCAGAACGAUUAUCAAACAAUACACGGAGUGUAAAAUUUAUAAAUAAAUUUUGCUUCAGUUUUUUAUAUAUUGGGUAAGUGCGCCAUCUAGUAUAUAAUCAUGGUAUUACAGAUUACCAUAAAAACGCAUCAGGAACACGUUUUUUUUUUUCAUGCAAAUGUGUUUCUCUUAAUUGAUGAGAUAACUUGUCAAUGUCAUUGACAAGCAUUUAUUAUUAUAAAUAAUAUUAUUAUUAACCAUAAUUUUGGAAUAGAGUUAAAUGAACCUUUACCAAAGGUAAAAAAAAAUCGGUAACUUUACAAUAAUAAGAGUUUGCCGUUUGCUUAAUCAUCGUGGAAAAGUCCCAAAUAUUGUUUAUCGCAAAAAUUGUUUAUUUUUUAAUGCUUUUUUAUUUUAGGGUGAAACGUGACAUGGAUGUGGUUUUGUGAGAUUUUGACCUGAUGAUGUCAGUGUUUACUCUGUGAACUCUUUUGAUUGUUUAAAUCUGUCUUACUCCUUUAAGGCAUCAUCUGUUUGGGGCCUUUUGAAGUAUCAUGUCCAAUGCGUCCGACAAAUCUCUACAAAAUUACUUUUUUAAAAGUACAGACACUGACAAAAAUAUCACCUGUAAAUUUUUACUGGUAAACUUUGAUUUUGUUAGAGCAAGUACUGACAUCACAACUAGGAUAAAACUAUACUUGAUGUUAUUUUUGUGCUUUUAAGACUUUAAGGAGGUUUGAAACAGAAGUAAGGUGGAUCUCACGAAACCAGCCGAGAAGAUGUUUGGGUCAUAUUUCACCCUGCAAAUAAAAAAAAGAUUUGAAAUUUAAAUAUUUGUUAAAACAUAAAUAAGUUCAUUAAAAUAAAUAAAUACCGUUGUAUUUCAGAAGCAGUAAGACGAUACAAAAUUAUGGUUCAUAUUUAAGUGAACCUUUACCAAAUAAAAACUAAAUUAUCCAGUAACUUUACAAUUAUAAGAGUUUGCCGUUUGCAAAUCAUUGUGAAAAGUCCCAAAUAUUUUUCAUAGCAAACACAGUUUAUUUUUUUAUGCUUUUUUAUUUUAGGGUGAAAUGUGACAUGGAUGUGGUUUUGUGAGAUUUUGACCUGAUGAUGUCAGUGUUUACUCUGAACUCUUUUGUUUGUAAAAUCUGUCUUACAUUAUCUAUUUUGGACCUGAAAAAUCUCUACUGAAUUAUUUUUUGAAAAGUACAGACACUGACAAAAAUAUCAUGGACUCUGACACCUGUAAAUUUUACUGGUAAACUUUGAUUUUGUUCGAGCAAGUAGAUACUGACAUCACAACUAUAGGAUAAAACUAAACUUGAUGUUAUUUUUGUGCUUUUAAGACUUUAAGUAGGUUUGAAUUAGAAGUAAGGUGGAUCUCGCAAACCAGCCGAGAAGAUGUUUGGGUCACAUUUCACCCUGCAAAUAAAAAAGAUUUGAAACUUAAAUAUUUGUUUAAACAUAAAUAAAUUAGUUAAAAUAAAUAAAUACUGUUGUAUUUCAGAGGCGGUAAGACGAUACAAAAUUAUGGUUAAUAUUUAAGUGAACCUUUACCAAAGGAAAACUAAAUUAUCCACUAUCUUUACAAUAAUAAGAGUUUUCCGUUUGGAAAUCAUUGUGAAAAGUCCCAAAUAUUGUUCAUCGCAAACACAGUUUAUUUUUUAUGCUUUUUUAUUUUAGGGUGAAAUGUGACAUGGAUGUGGUUUUGUGAGAUUUUGACCUGAUGAUGUCAGUGUUUACUCUGAACUCUUUUGUUUGUAAAAUCUGUCUUACAUUAUCUAUUUUGGGCUCGACAAAUCUCUACUGAAUUACUUUUUGAAAAGUACAGACACUGACAUUGGAUGAAAUCAUCUCGGACAUGUAAAGCAACAUUCCCAAAGAGCUUUGUAAUAAGAGCACUAACACUAAAGUCAGCCCAUCUAUACAAUCUUACAGGAUCAUUACAGUUCCUCAUUUUGUAUAAAAAAGCAUUCCAUUAGUUUUCCUUAUUUUUUUAACCUUUGACAUUACGUCAUUCCUGCCAAUUUACCACGAUGCCUGGCCUGAGCGUUGUUUAUUUGCAGGUCAGAGUUUAUUUCAUCGUCUUUCCGUCACAGCUGUAGAUUUCUGCAUGGUUUGUGCGUCAGCAUGCCCGUCUGUCCUGUAACAUAUUUGCACAGAGGAGGAACACAGGAGGUUGGAUGCUUUUACAAUAUAUCGGUGGACAUGAGAUGGAAGUUGUUAUUUUUCCUUCUCGUUUUCUGGUCAGUACGCAGAUGGAACGAUGCUCUGUUUCCUACAGAUGUGCUUUUUACUUGUUUCAAAAAACGAACGAAAGACUUUUGAAUAUUUUACAAGAAGUUAUCUAGCACUUGUGACAUACAGACUAUAGACUUUAUUGUAUUUAUGUAGAGCCUUGUUUUAGGUGAACUACACACUACACCACACGUUAGAUUGCCUGUGUGACGACUUCUUGCUUUAUGAUUUGUUUUUCUAGUUUUCCUCUGGAUGUAUUUUUGGGGCUAGAGGAGGACUAGGAAAAGAUGAGGGUUGUUCCUUUACGUCUGGAAUCAUCAAAGGGCUUUUCCAGAUGCGAGACGGAUGUAUCUUAAGUUUGUCAGAAAGAUAAAAACACACUUAUCAGCCAGUAAUACCUGUGACCACUGUGGCUCAAGAACACUCUAGGUUUACAAAAUGUAAGAAAUGCAUAUUAUUUUUGUCACUUUGUUUUUUUUUUUCAUUGUUACAAUAGAAAUUUUCUUGGGACCUUUGCUCUAACGUCUGUCUUUGACAUCAAUUAUAAAGUACCUUGUUUUUGAAUA
Messenger RNA from Misgurnus anguillicaudatus (oriental weatherfish), 9491 nucleotides. NCBI's taxonomy places the organism in Eukaryota, Metazoa, Chordata, Actinopteri, Cypriniformes, Cobitidae. The record is from RefSeq and is a predicted model, not a curated record.